UGGCCCCCUGUUUAAAAAGUUUGAGGACCCCUGAUUUAGAGCGUAGUCAUUCUGUUUGGAUUUAUGUAUAAAUGGAAGUGUAUCAUACUACAUUUGACCCUUCGACAACAUGGGAGGUAGGAGUGCCCACCGCCAAUCGAAAAUCGGCUUAUAACCUAAGUUCGCCCUCUGCAUCGCUGGAUUCCCAGGGCCAGUUGACCCUUAUACAGUGCAGCUUUGAACAGCGUGGGCAUACGUGAGCCUGUGUUGUAAUCUAUAUUUAUUUUAAUCUAUAAGGCAUUUGGCAGAAAAACUGGAAAAUACGAUUCUACAAUAAAAAUUUAAAAAGAAAAACGGUACGAUGUAACUUACAUUUCAAUAUAAUCAUUCAAAGUGGCUAUCUUGCUAUUUCUACCAGAAUGCUUCUGGUUUUAAUGAUUUCAACAGGAUGUGAGUUUUUGAGAACAGUAACUAACCGUCGUGGUGAUCCCCCACAACCCGCGUCAGCCCUGCCCCCACCAUCCACGGUGCCCGAGCCGCCCCUCGGCCCCUCCCCCCAGGUCCGUGUCCUGCCUCCUUCCUCAGCCCAGCAAGCACCAGGCCACUGUGAGGAAUGACGGGAUCACGCACACAGCUGGCAGGUCCCGACUGGCUGGAGGCAGCGCUGCUCUACUAUCUGCCCGCUGAUUGGCUCCGUGGGCGACGUGGGGCUACAUCCUCGCGUGCCGUGUCGUAAGCCACGCAUUCGGCGGCAGCUCUCUGUGGAGACUGGUGCUCGUUUGAGGAACUCGCUGACCAGUCCCUCCGACCUCGCUGACUCGAGGCAAGUGCCGCUGACCCAUCCGCCUGUGCCGUGUGUGCUGUGGUUACGAUGAGUAAGAGUGAAUGUGGGAGCCAUGGCGGCUUCUUUGCCGCGAGUGGGGCCAGUGGCAGCAAUGACGGGCCCUCGCAGGGUGGCACGGCUCCUUUUCUGAAGGCGCCAAGGUCCAGGGCUCGAAUCGAGCCCAUUAUCCCGUGUUGUGUGAACCAGCUGCUCACUGCUUCUCUGGUCGAUGAUGUUUUCAAGGUCAGGGGCAUAGUGGUUUCCCAGGUCUCUAUCGUGGGGAUCAUCAGGAAGGCGGAGAGAGCGCCAAACUACAUUCUCUACAAGAUUGAUGAUAUGACCACCAAGCCUAUCGACGCCCGCCACUGGCUGGGCAGAAGCAAAGCAAAGCAGGAGCUGGCUCCCUGUCCCGUGGGAGUGUACGCUAAAGUGUUAGGUAUCCUCAGAGGUUCUGCGGAGGUGAGGCUCCUCGAGGUGUUGCAGAUCCGCGUCCUGGAAGAUAUGAACGAGUUCACCGCACACAUUCUAGAAACGGUCAACUCGCACAUGAUGCUUUCGAAAGCCCAGGAAGAGGCCUACGGGCAGAGCGCGCCCUCCGCUCCCCCUGAGGCGCCGCAGGCUCCCGAGCCCCGCGAGGUCCGCCCGCAGGUUAUUCAGGCGGAGGUUCUGCGUUUGAUUCGCGAGUGUCCUCACCAGGAAGGCAAGAGCGUCGGAGAGCUCCAGGCCGACCUUGGCAGCCUGAGCAUCAAGGCCAUCAAGGAUGCCCUCGAAUAUCUGAUGGUCGAGGGCCACAUCUUCCCCACUGUGGAUGGCCAGCAUUUUAAGUCUGCUGAUUAAGGCGGCGAGAAGAACUUUCAGUUUCUGAAGACCGCGCUCCGGCUGUGACUGAGUUUGACCUGUUGACUUUUAGGAAGUAGUUUUAUUUUUCAACAAAACUCUUAACUGGCAUCCCUUUGGAACCUCACUGCUUUUCCAACAGCUUUGAACUUUUCUGUUUUUCUAACUAUAUUUGAAGCUCAGAGGGAGAUCGAGAUGGAUAAAUUGAUUGGACUUUUGUAGGCUUUACCAGCAAGCAAGUGAAAACAAUCGGGUAAAUUUGGGGGCGAAGAGGUACAGAAAAAGUUGAAAAUUGUUAUUUUGUUGUGUGGGAGCUUCUUUUUGAAAUGUCUAGGUAUUUGGAGAAAAUAGAUGUAGUCACGGAGCCAGCUAAGAGACAAAAAAAAAAUGUUGUUUUUACAGUUACUUAUUUUUCGUUUGCACUUAGCUUAUUAUAGUCAUUGUUAUCUCUUACUAAAUGUAGUAGUUGAUUAAUUCAAAUGUGCUAAAGAGAGCAGUUAGUGAACUGAAAUGCUCAAUUCAAGUGUUUGUUGAAUGAUUUACUUUUAUAACCAUAGGUUUAUUUUCUGUUUAAACUGCAGGGUCAUCUUUGAAUGCUGUUUUUUUAAGUGACUGUUUAAUGGAUGUUUCAAAUAAGAUGUAGUGAAAUUUGGAUUAAAUUACAGUAUGUUGUAGUUUUAUGGUACAUGGAUGUUUGAUGUUCUAAACUAUUAUUUUAGACUUAACUGCUCAGUUUUAUAUAUAACAAUGUUUUAUUCUUAUAGGUUAGGUUAGGCAAACAAAGAAUAUGUAA
Molecule: messenger RNA, 2432 nt
Organism: Myotis lucifugus (little brown bat)
Lineage: Eukaryota; Metazoa; Chordata; Mammalia; Chiroptera; Vespertilionidae
Gene: RPA4
Product: replication protein A4
Biological process (GO): nucleotide-excision repair; DNA replication; double-strand break repair via homologous recombination
Cellular component (GO): chromosome, telomeric region; nucleus; DNA replication factor A complex
Molecular function (GO): DNA binding
Source: RefSeq, a predicted model, not a curated record